This is a messenger RNA of Serpula lacrymans var. lacrymans S7.9, 607 nucleotides long. RefSeq lists its product as uncharacterized. The coding region runs from base 1 to 354 and encodes 117 amino acids. NCBI's taxonomy places the organism in Eukaryota, Fungi, Basidiomycota, Agaricomycetes, Boletales, Serpulaceae. The transcript has 3 exons. The record is from RefSeq and is a predicted model, not a curated record.
AUGAGCGCAGCAGCCGUUGAACGUGCAUUUACUAUGUGGGCUGAGAGAAAAAUCACCUGGGACCCGCCAGUAACGCAAUCCCAAGUAGGUUCCGUAGCUCGGAAAGUCAAGCCGGUUCGAGAGCUCAACAGGGCUACUGGCAAAACAACCGGUAGCCAUGCGGCGUUCUCUGACACGAACUGGGGCGAGGCUACUCGCUAUUAUGCUACAUCAAUCAAAGCACUCAAACAAGAGACGAUGGACGACAUAGUGGCAAAAGCAAGCACCUACAUUGUUGGAAAAGGACGCUCUAAACAGCCGGCCACAAGUACAGAUGGAGGUGCUGACCCUCGAGCCCGUCUAGCUGAUGUUUAGGCUGUAUGAUCAAAUACAUUUAGUGUUUUCCCCAGCUAUCAUGAAUUCCUUGUAGACUCUUUCCACAUCCCUGCUCAGUUUGUUUUGGUGAUAAUUGUGUCUUGAAUUGUGUUUCGUCUUUUACAACUCGGAGCACUGACUUUUUCUUAUUCUCAUUUAAUGCUACUUGUUCCGGUUCUCGAAAAUAUCUUGCUUUCAUCUUAGGAGUUACUUCUUAAUGCCUUAAUAAAAAUUCAAGAGUUGUUCAAGUUUG